Fusarium vanettenii 77-13-4 is the source of this 1008-nucleotide messenger RNA. RefSeq lists its product as uncharacterized. Gene Ontology annotation, biological process: nucleoside metabolic process. Lineage: Eukaryota; Fungi; Ascomycota; Sordariomycetes; Hypocreales; Nectriaceae. Gene Ontology annotation, molecular function: catalytic activity. Bases 1 to 1008 code for a protein of 335 amino acids. The record is from RefSeq and is a predicted model, not a curated record. The transcript has a single exon.
AUGGGUUGCAGAACAUAUUCUCGACAAGUUUACAAGGUCGGAAUCAUUGGCGCAUUGUGGAAAGAACUCAAGGCAGUGCGAGCGCUCUUUGACAGUGAACAUGGCAGCCUCGAAAGGGAAGAAGGCGACGACAAUCAGUAUGCGCUCGGCGCCAUGGCGAACCACAUGGUCGUUACCGCAUGUCUCCCGGCCGGCGAGUACGGGACCAACUCAGCUGCAUCGGUCGCGUCCAACAUGGUGCGCAGCUUUCCGGCACUCAAGUUUUGCCUCCUAGUUGGCAUCGCUGGCGGCGCCCCCUCGGAACACAAUGAUAUCCGCCUUGGCGAUGUGGUUGUUGGUAUUCCUGAAGGCAGGUCCCCCAGUGUGGUUCAGUACGACCUUGGCAAAGACAAAGAAAGCAACAUCUUUGAGCCGACAGGUAGGCUGCGAGAUCCGCCGCGCUUUCUCGCCUCCGCCGUUAGCGCCCUCCUCUCAGUCCCUAACCCGCCAUCUGACCCGCUGAAACCACACCUUGCCAAAAUUACCAAGCUCAUGUCCGAAUACCGCCGCCCAGCCCAGGAGGAUGUACUGUACGAAACCUGUACGGCGUGCCGGUCAUCGGAAAAGGUCUGUCCAGGCUAUCAUGUGCGGCAGCGUGUUCCACGUCCAACAACGAUUCAUUAUGGGCCCAUAGGGUCAGGCAACAGUGUCAUCAAAAAUGCCAAGCGUCGCGACGAGCUGGCUCGCGAGCAUGGUGUGCUGUGCUUCGAGAUGGAGGCCGCUGGCGUGGUCAACGCGGUUCCUUGCCUCGUGAUCCGCGGCAUCUGCGAUUACUGUGAUGUGCACAAGAACGACGACUGGCAGAACUAUGCGGCUGCUACGGCGGCAGCGUAUUCGAAGCUGUUGCUCGGUGUUGAUCGCUGCAAGAAGACCGGGCUGAAUGACGACUACCAGGGGAACUUCCACAGCACAAGCCCCAAAACAAGCGCGGGAUCCAAACGUCGACGGUCGGAAUUCGAGGAGGAGUGA